Molecule: messenger RNA, 2547 nt
Organism: Anguilla anguilla (European eel)
Lineage: Eukaryota; Metazoa; Chordata; Actinopteri; Anguilliformes; Anguillidae
Gene: runx3
Product: RUNX family transcription factor 3
Exons: 6
Coding region: 1268-2530 (420 amino acids)
Biological process (GO): regulation of cell differentiation; neuron differentiation; hemopoiesis
Cellular component (GO): nucleus
Molecular function (GO): DNA-binding transcription factor activity, RNA polymerase II-specific; RNA polymerase II cis-regulatory region sequence-specific DNA binding; ATP binding
Source: RefSeq, a predicted model, not a curated record
AUAAAAUUACUGCACUUUUUCCUCGCGCAGUACCGUAAGGCAAGGCAACGAGAGAAUGCGUCUUUGUUAGCGUCUCCGGCAAAGUCCGUUGAGGGAAUACUACUUAAGAUAAAGCUGAAGAACAAAUAUGUACGUUGGACGUGCGGAAAGAGAGAGAAAAUAAUUCAAGAGCGGUUCAUAUAGCCAUCAUUGCUUGCUGACUUCAUAAUCAGAUAAGGAACUAACUCACUGGCGACUACCACCGUACAUUUGUGCUUGUUGCCGAAGAACAGAAGGACGCCAAAAAAAGAACUAAACUUCUUAUGUAUGAAAGCAACGUGCCUUUUAUACAGUGCGCGAAAGACUGCCUGGGCGAUUACACCUGGAACAUUUUAAAAAUAAACGUGAACGGAAGUUGUUGAAUAGCAUAUCUGUCUUGCGUGCGCCACGGAGACAAGGAAGACUUUGACAAAAAGUUCGUUCAAGGAGCGAGCACAGACACACGAACGCUGGUGCGACUGCAGCGACGAGGCACAGGCGCAAGCGUCUGAACGACUUCUUUUUUAAAUUUAAAAAAAAAAAACUUACUGUUAGAAAAAUGGAUUAUAUAGGCCUAUAGUUUGAUUUACACAGAAGACUGACUUUUCAACUCCACGCGCCUCUCGAAAUUUGGCAGUGCGAUUCCGAUAACUUUGAGACUUUGUAUUCGUUUGAACCGAUACAGCGAAUGACUUGUGAUCUUUUCGCAUUUUAAAUAUUUGAAUUUGGAUAACAUUUGCAGUGAAGGCACAUCAUCACGUGCAGAAUCGAAAGUAUAUCCUAUUUGCAUAGGCAAGCAGACGACAGAAAAACCGCUGCGAAAAAAGAGGUCGGAGCUUGCGGUUUUUUUCUGUACUUAGUCGUGCAGUUAGAAAAAAAAAGUGAGCAGGGUGAUGUUUCUAAGGCUGGUACAUUCUGAACUGUAAGUGUGGCGCACAGGCAUCUGUGAGCAUCGUUCUUAUCGCUUCGUUUUUUGACUCCGUACACGCGAGUGCGAAGGUUGCGUGCGCAUUUGGCUGGGGGGCGAAGGACUGUGGAGCAGUGAAUUCAUCAGUGCUGCGCGCGCUCUAGGCUGCUUCCAAUCACGGAAGAACUACCGGACUUGUCGCCUGUACUUACAAAAUCGGUCCGAGUGGACGGCUGAAGAAAACUAAACUAAAAAAAAGAUACUUGGAGUAGCGAACUGUUCUCUUUACAAGUGGAAGAACUAAUUAAACUCCAUCUGAUCAGUGCUGAUCCGGCCGUUGUGAUGCAUAUUCCCGUAGACCCGACCACUACGAGACGGUUUACGCCGCCUUCGACGUCGUUCCCCUGCAACAAGAUUGGAGACGGGACUGGGCCCAUGGGCACCCCUGGACCGGUGAGGACGCGGCCAGAAGCCAGGUCCGUGGUGGACGUUCUCGCCGACCACGCCGGCGAACUUGUUCGGACGGACAGUCCCAACUUUCUCUGUUCGGUCCUACCUUCGCAUUGGAGAUGCAACAAAACGCUUCCCGUAGCUUUUAAGGUGGUCGCUCUCGGCGACGUUCCCGACGGGACGCUGGUGACCGUGAUGGCCGGAAACGACGAGAACUAUUCGGCGGAGCUGAGGAACGCGUCCGCCGUGAUGAAAAAUCAAGUCGCCCGAUUCAACGACUUGAGGUUCGUGGGCAGGAGCGGAAGAGGAAAGAGCUUCACUCUCACCAUCACGGUCUUCACCAGUCCCACCCAGGUGGCCACGUACCACCGGGCCAUCAAGGUGACCGUGGACGGGCCGAGGGAACCCAGACGUCACAGGGUGAAGCUGGAGGACCCCCAGAAGGCCAUGCAGUUUUCGGACCGCCUGUCCGAGCUGGAGCGCUUCCAGAGGGCCGGGCUGAGGAUGGGGCCUGGGUCGGGUAACCCCAGACCCUCCCACACCAGCCACUUCAGUCCCUCCAACCAGUCCCAGAUCCCAGCUCUGUGGCCUGAGCAGAUCGAGAGCUCCAGUCUGAAGACGUGCAAGGUGGAGGACGAGCUGAGGUGGUCAGGCCCCUCAGACCUGUUCCAACAGCGCACCUCCUUCCCGUCGCUGUCCCCCCUGACGGACCCCCGCUUCUCGGACCCCCGCAUGCACUACCCGGGGGCCUUCAGCUACUCCGCCAGCCCCUCCGGCACGGGCAUCGGGGGCAUCAGCAUGACGGGCAUGUCCGCCUCCUCCCGCUACCACACCUACCUGCCGCCGCCGUACCCGGGCAAUCAGAACCAGGGCGGCCACUUCCAGACCAACUCCUCGCCCUACCACCUGUACUACGGGGCGGGCUCCGGGUCCUACCCCUUCUCCAUGGUGGCGGCCGGAGGGGAGCGCUCCCCCACCCGCAUGCUGUCCUCCUGUCCCGGGGCGGGCUCGGCCGGGAGCGGGAACAACCUGAUGAACCCCAGCCUGGGCAGCCAGAGCGACGGGGUGGGGGAGGCCGACGGCAGCCACAGCAACUCCCCCACCACCAUGACCGCGUCCGGGAGGAUGGACGAGUCCGUGUGGAGACCGUACUGAGCGCGUGCGGACGACCG